Molecule: messenger RNA, 762 nt
Organism: Trichomonas vaginalis G3
Lineage: Eukaryota; Parabasalia; Trichomonadida; Trichomonadidae
Product: ribonuclease inhibitor domain-containing protein
Exons: 1
Coding region: 1-762 (253 amino acids)
Source: RefSeq, a predicted model, not a curated record
AUGUUGCAUCAAUAUGCAAUUUUGUGUAAUCCUAAUCUGAUUGAGAUUGUUUCCGAACAAUCUUCUGUUUGUUCCAUUAAUUCGAAUGCUCUGUUAAGUUAUGAUAAAACUCUCUUUUAUACGUUCCCAGCUCAGAUAACAGGAACAUAUUAUAUUCCAAACACAGUGAAAGUAAUCGGCCAUGAUGCCUUCUGUUACUCUAAGCUUCAGGAAAUAAUUGUUCCUGAGUCAUGCACAGAAAUUGCAAAAACUCCAUUUUUCUAUAUGGAUAACCUCGCAUUUUUGAGAAUACCAAAAAGUGUAGUCAAAAUUUUAAACAAUUCGAUUACAGAAUGCCCAAACUUGAGAAAUCUGACUAUUGAAAUGGAGAGUAUCCCAUGCCUUGAUUACCAAUCUGUUGAAAUUAUUACUCUUGGCAAUGAAACAAAAGUCAUAGAAGACAACGCUUUAAAGACAGCUGCCAAGUUGCAAUCGAUCAUCAUACCUCCUUCAGUCACAAAGAUUGGAGUUGAAGCUUUCAAAGGUUUGAAAAAUCUUAAAUUUGUAAGAAUAUACCGACAGCCGACAAUAGGUGCUUCCGCAUUUAUGGAUACUAGAAUUUCAUGUGGUGUUGAUUGCCAUUCAACUCUUGUUGACCCUCUCAUUUUAUCAGGGGUUAAUAUAAAGUCAUUCGGCUAUUGCUGUAUUGCUUCUGUUGUUCAAAAUACUGAAUUGAUCAAAUCUUUAUUUAAGAUUGAAUUUUUGAUAUUUAUUUUAGUUUAG